Colletotrichum orchidophilum is the source of this 336-nucleotide messenger RNA. RefSeq lists its product as uncharacterized. Bases 1 to 336 code for a protein of 111 amino acids. The record is from RefSeq and is a predicted model, not a curated record. The transcript has a single exon. NCBI's taxonomy places the organism in Eukaryota, Fungi, Ascomycota, Sordariomycetes, Glomerellales, Glomerellaceae.
AUGCUGAUCAUCGUCGACUCGUCUCAAUCCGGGCCUGCCGUUUCCAACUUCCGUUGGCCGGGGUAUCGACAGCCCUCGGUCAAGGUCAAGAAACUUAUGGCAUCCGCCACGGAGUUGUUUCCGUACUCCGUACAGCUGCUCAACUCGCAGAGACGAAGCCUCCCCGAAGUCUCCACGGUCAUAUCACGAACUCGGACCGAGUCGCCGCUCCUCCUCCAGGAGACUCGUGACGCCGGUCCUGUCCGCCUUGCCAUCGUCAUGGACCCAUCUAAACCCGCCCGAAUCAUGUGUACUCUAUUUGGUUCCAUCCGCUACAGGGCAACCAACACGAGCUGA